Molecule: messenger RNA, 2040 nt
Organism: Cucurbita pepo subsp. pepo (vegetable marrow)
Lineage: Eukaryota; Viridiplantae; Streptophyta; Magnoliopsida; Cucurbitales; Cucurbitaceae
Gene: DPE1
Product: disproportionating enzyme
Biological process (GO): carbohydrate metabolic process
Molecular function (GO): 4-alpha-glucanotransferase activity
Source: RefSeq, a predicted model, not a curated record
CCAGAAGAUUGCUUCUCAGUCACCUCAUCUCUCCUACUUUCCUGCCUAACUCUCUGUUUUCGAGCUCAAUUCUGCAACAAUGGCGAUCUCAACCUCUCUCUCCCCUUUUCCUCUAUUUCCCAAGCUUCGGAAUUCCCCAUUGUCGCCGCCUGUGCCUUUCAACGCCAUUACUACGUCCCUGUCCACCAGGAGAUUCAACAUUCUCUCAUCUUCUUCCUCUUCCCACAAUCUGAAAGUGAGCACCGUUUUCGAUGCAGUUACUGUGGGGGAAGAUUUUCCGGUCGGAUAUGGCGAAUGGUUUCCGAAGUCGGAUCCUGAUGUUCGGCGAAGAGCGGGUGUUCUCCUACAUCCUACGUCGUUUCGUGGACCUUAUGGCAUUGGUGAUCUUGGAGAUGAGGCGUUUAGAUUUAUCGACUGGCUUCAUGAAGCGGGAUUCUCUGUUUGGCAGGUUCUUCCUUUGGUUCCCCCAGGAAGGAAGGCUAACGAAGAGGGAUCACCCUACUCAGGCCAGGAUGCAAAUUGCGGAAACACUCUCUUGAUCUCUCUUGAUGAGCUUGUCAAGGAUGGGUUGCUCGCAAAAGAAGAGCUGCCAAAACCAGUCGACGAUAACCAUGUAGACUUCUCUGCUGUUGCUGAUUUGAAGGAUCCCUUAGUAGCAAAGGCUGCAGAAAGGUUAAUUCACAGUGACGGUGAACUUAAAAGGCAGCUUGAAGAAUUUUGUAGAGACCCUAAUAUAUUAAGCUGGCUUGAAGAUGCAGCUUAUUUUGCUGCUAUUGAUAACAGACUAAAUUGUUUCAGUUGGUAUGAAUGGCCAGAACCCUUAAAAAAUCGGCAUCUUUCAGCUUUAGUAGAUGUUUACCGAAGGGAAAGAGAUUUCAUAAAUAUAUUCAUUGCUCAACAGUUUUUAUUCCAGAGACAAUGGCAAAAAGUUCGCAGCUACGCAAAUAUGAAGGGUAUUACUAUAAUGGGAGAUAUGCCUAUAUAUGUUGGCUAUCAGAGUGCAGACGUGUGGGCUAAUAAAAAGCAAUUUUUGCUGAACAAGAAAGGUUUUCCUGUGCUAGUGAGUGGUGUGCCUCCAGAUGCAUUCAGUGAAACUGGUCAACUAUGGGGAAGUCCUCUAUAUGAUUGGAAAGCCAUGGAGAAAGAUGGUUUUUCUUGGUGGGUACAGCGCAUUAAACGUGCACAGAAUCUAUAUGAUGAAUUCAGGAUCGAUCAUUUUAGAGGAUUUGCUGGGUACUGGGCAGUUCCUUCAGAGGCAAAAAUUGCUACAAUUGGACGUUGGAAGGCAGGGCCAGGAAAAUCUUUAUUUGAUGCCAUAUUCAGAGCAGUUGGGAAGAUCAACAUAAUUGCAGAAGAUUUGGGAGUUAUUACUGAAGAUGUGGUUCGGCUCAGAAGAUCCAUCGGGGCACCUGGGAUGGCUGUCCUCCAGUUUGGUUUUGGAAAUGAUUCCGCUAAUCCGCAUUCGCCCCACAAUCAUGAAUCUAGCCAAGUUGUCUACACGGGAACUCAUGAUAAUGACACAAGUCUUGGCUGGUGGGACAAUUUGAAUGAAGGAGAAAAGGCCAAUGUACAGAAGUAUCUCUCAAUUACUGAGAAAGAUGACAUCGCCUGGGCUCUCAUCCGGACAGCAUUAUCUUCUGUGGCACAAACUGCUAUAAUACCUAUACAAGAUGUUCUUCGGCUAGGGAAUUCUGCAAGGAUGAACAUUCCAGCAACACAGUUCGGAAACUGGAAAUGGAGAAUACCUAGUUCCGUAAGCUUUGAGAGUUUGGAGACUGAAGCCACUGAAUUGAAGGAUAUGCUUUCAUUGUAUGGGCGUCUGUAGGUGAAAAAGGCUGGCCUUGUGAUCCCAAAUUGUUGCUGUAGGGGCCUUUAGUAUUAGAUAGUAAAUAGUUGUCUGAGCUUUCAGAUUGUUUAACUUAAUAAGAUCUCCCAUCAAUAAUCUGGAUGUGGUGAUGUGCGAGUCACAGGAGAAAUUACAAGCUUGUGACCAUUUAUAAACAUUAUUUGAAGUAAUGAAUAAAGUCUUUCAUUUCUUUA